AUGAAUUUUGAAAAAUGUGUGCAGUUUUUAAAAGAAAAUUUUCAAAAUAUUGAAAUAAAUAAAAUUGAAGAAGAAGUAAAUUUUUAUUUAAUUAAAAAAUUUGAAACACGUGAGGAUCCAAAUGAAUCAAAUUACGAAAUUGAUGAUAAUUCAUUAAUUGAAUUAAUGGAAAUUUUAUCAAAUUUAGGAAAUGGAAAAGGAGACAUAGCAAACAUUUCUGAAAAAAGAGGAAACGAAGAAAAAAUUUAUAAUGAAUAUGUACUAGAUAAUUACGAUAAAAUACAAAAUGAAAAAUAUUCUUCUUGUGAAUAUAGCAAUAUUCUGAAUAAAGGAGCACAAUUCAACAAUGAUAGUCAAAAUGAUUCAUUAAAAGAUGAUAGUUAUGACAUUAUUAUAGAAAAUAGUAAUCAUGAGGUAAAUAAGGAAAUAUCUAACAAUGAAAAAGAAAAAAAUAAUCAUAAAACUGCAGAAACACGAAAUAAUAAUAAUAGUAACAUUAAUGCAGUAGAAAUUAAUAAUAAUAAUAAUAAUGUUGUUUUAAAAGGAGAUAAUUGUGAAAACAUGACUGAUAUAAUAUUUAGUGAUAAUAUAAAUUUUCAGAAAAAAGAAGAUGAUAAUAAUAAAGAAGGAGAAAAGAUUAAAUUUAUUAAUAUUAAAGAAAAAGACAAUAUAAUUGAACCAUUGCAAAAUGAAGUAGUAGAAAAUAACAAUUCAGAAAAAAAAAAUAUAACAUUUUUAGAAAUACUCUUUAAUAAAUCAUUAUUAGAAAACGAGAAUAUAAAAAAAAAUAUUUAUGCAAAAAACUUUUAUAUUGUAGGUGAAGAUAUGCUUAUCAACAUUAUUCUCAUAUUAGAUAGAAUUAUAUUACAACUAAUUAUAUAUUAUAAGGAAAAAAAGUUAGAAAUGGAUGAGCAAAAUUCUCAUUUUCAAAGCUUUUUUAAAAUAUUAUAUAAAUUACUAAGUAAUAUAAUCUUUCAUUCUAAUGAAGAAAAAUAUAGAACUAUUAAAUUGAGUAACAGUCAAGUUAAAAGUUCUUUUUUAAUAAAUGCUGACAUUUUUAAUUUAAUUAAGUUAUUGUUUGAAAUCCUAAAUUUUAAUACAAACUACAGUAAUAAUUUAAAUAAAGAAGAUUAUAAAAAAUUAGAUGUAGAAUUUGUCAGUUCAGAAUAUUCUAAUUUAAUAUGGAAAUUUGAAGACACUUUUAAUGAUAAAGAAUCUAUUUUAUUUGAAUUUGUCUUAUCAUCAAUUAAAAUAAUUAUGGGUAUGUUAAAUAAAAAUACAGUAAACAAAUGGAACAAUAUUGAAAAAAGUGAGUCAAAUAAUAAAACACAAAUGAUAAAUAAAAAUGAAAAUUACAGUAAAUUAUGUACUGAUCAGAAAAAAGAAUUAGAAAAAUUAUCUAACAAAACUACCCCAAUAAAUAGUAAACUACUUCAAAUUCACCAAAAAAAUAAAGAAGGAGAACAAGCAAUAAAUGAUAUUAGAAAAUUACAUAACGAAAGAUAUAAAGAGCAUAAAGUUUAUGAAAAUAAUGAAAAUUCUGAUAAAUAUAGAAAUUCCAGUAAUAAAAAGAUAUGGGCAUCUAAAGAAAAAGAUCAAUACUCAAAAAAUAAUUUUUUUUUAAAUGAAGAGACAGAUGAACAAAAAAAAUUAAAAAGCAAAAAAAAAAUAAAGCAAUUUUUUAAAAAAUUAUUUAAAAAAAAUUAA
This is a messenger RNA of Plasmodium gallinaceum, 1707 nucleotides long. RefSeq names its product conserved Plasmodium protein, unknown function. The transcript has a single exon. The coding region runs from base 1 to 1707 and encodes 568 amino acids. Lineage: Eukaryota; Apicomplexa; Aconoidasida; Haemosporida; Plasmodiidae. The record is from RefSeq and is a predicted model, not a curated record.